CAAAAUUUCAAUACUAAACACAAAAGUUACAAUGUAAAAUAAAGAUCUUAAUAGUUUUUGGUAAGAAUACAGGAAUGUAAAAUUUGAAAUGUAAAUAAAGAAAAUAAUAAUAAUAAAAGAGGGGAAAAAGAAUACAGGGAUUUUUUUUUUUUGGCCUUCCUUAUAUAUACUAAACUAGAAUGAGUACUUUUGGACUACAUAUAGGUUACAUACUGAGGUGGCUAAAAAAAAAAAAAAAAAAGCUAUCCCCAACUCCCCAUCAAGCUAGGGCACGUCUUUGAUUCCAACACUCAGCAAGGAGGCAGAUGAAAGUGGAUCUUUGUCCUUUGUCGGUUGAGUAGAGAGUUCCAGGUCAGGCAAGACUGCAUAAAGAGAUGUCUUUCUUUCUUUCUUUCUUUCUUCUUCUUCUUCUUCUUCUUCUUCUUCUUCUUCUUCUUCUUCUUCUUCUUCUUCUUCUUCUUCUUCUUCUUCUUCUUCCUCCUCCUCCUCCUCCUCCUCCUCCUCCUCUUCUUCCCCUUCCCCUUCCUCUUCCCCUUCCUCUUCCUCUUCCUCUUCCUCUCCUCCCCCUCCCCUCUCCGUUCCUCGCUCCUCCAGACAGGGUCUUAACUGUGUAGCCCUGGCUGAAUAGGAAUUCACUAUGUAGACCAGGCUGGCCUCAAACUCAGAGAUUAGCCUGCUUCUGCCUCUUGUGUGCUGGGAUAAAAGGCGUGCACCAUUAUACCGAAUGCGGUGUAUGUAGCCGUGUGUGUAGAGGUCUGCAGAGGUCCUCAAGCUGGCAUUAGACGCCCAGUGCUGAGAACUGAGCUUAGGCCUUCUGCAGAAGCAGCCAGCGAUUGUAACAAUGAAACCAUGUCCCCAACCCCUAUUCCCACAGAAGUUCUUUUUAUAAGUCUUUAGGAGUCAAGGCAAGAUGAAGCAAGUUCGACUGUGAUCUUUUUUCUUGUGUUUUGAGACAGGUCUCAUGUAGCCCAGGCUGGCUCUCACUGAGGAGAGAAUGACCUUGAACUUCAGAUCCUCCGGUUUCCACCUCCUGAGUGCUGGGAUUACAAGAAGCACCGAAAAAGAAAUCAAAGAGUUGUUGGCAGGCAUAAUCCAGAAUCUGGGGUAGAUGAAGGAUGUGGCCUGUAGGCAGGUCCAUCAGGGAAAAUGGGGGAAAAGACAUGACAGAUGCAUGCUCUCCCGAGUGAGAGGGACUGGAAGAAGUAAGGGCAACGUCCCGGAGUCCUCUUGCUUGAGAGUUUGUGGAAGGUAGGCGUCAUAUGCAGCAGGUGCCGCAUCUUCCCAAGGAGAGCAGAGCAGGCGACGGCAGCCUGCGCUCUCCAAGAUCCGCGGUAGAGGGCGCUGUAGCCACGCCCGUCCUGCGUCUCCGGGGCGGGACGAGCUCCAGGCCGGGGGGCGGGGCCGCACGCUCACGUGACCCUCGCUCAUGGCGGCGGCGGCGGCGGCGGCAGCGGCAGCGCCGGCGGCUCUCGGCGGCUGGAGCCGGAUCCUGUAGCCGGGGUGUGGGCCCGCGUCAGUCCGUCCCUCCUUCGGCCCCCUCUCGUCUUCCGGAGUGUGGCUGGCGCAGCCGCGAUGGCGGAGCGAGGCCUGGAGCCGUCGCCGGCCGCGGUGGCCGCGCUGCCCCCCGAGGUGCGGGCGCAGCUGGCUGAGCUGGAGCUGGAGCUGUCUGAGGGGGACAUCACACAGAAAGGAUAUGAAAAGAAAAGGUCCAAACUUCUGUCUCCUUACAGCCCACAGACUCAAGAAACUGAUUCCAUAGGACAAAAAGAAAGAAACCAAACUCCUGCUCCCACGGCAGCUCAGACUUCUGCUCCUUCCAAGUAUCACCGUUCACGUUCUGGAGGUGCGAGAGAUGAGAGAUACCGAUCAGAUAUCCACACGGAAGCAGUCCAAGCUGCUCUGGCAAAACACAAAGAACAGAAAAUGGCUUUGCCAAUGCCCACCAAGAGGCGGUCCACAUUUGUCCAGUCUCCUGCGGAUGCCUGCACACCUCCGGACACGUCUUCGGCCUCUGAGGAUGAGGGCUCUCUGAGACGCCAAGCUGCGCUCUCUGCUGCCUUGCAACAAAGCUUGCAGAAUGCUGAGUCCUGGAUCAACCGCUCAAUUCAGGGAUCGUCCACUUCUUCAUCUGCAUCUUCCACGCUGUCCCAUGGAGAGGUCAAAGGAACCAGUGGGUCUCUAGCUGAUGUGUUUGCCAAUACUCGAAUAGAAAAUGUCUCUGCUCCUCCCGACGUCACUGCAACUACCUCUUCCUCCUCUUCCUCACUUCGCCCUGCAAACAUUGACCUGCCCCCCUCUGGCAUAGUUAAAGGCAUGCACAAAGGAUCCAACAGGUCCAGCCUUAUGGAUACAGCUGAUGGUGUUCCUGUCAAUAGCAGGGUGUCCACAAAAAUUCAGCAGCUUCUCAACACCCUGAAGCGACCCAAAAGACCCCCCUUAAAGGAAUUUUUUGUGGAUGACUCUGAAGAAAUUGUGGAAGGUAUACCUCAGCCAGAUCCCAACCAGCCAAAGCCUGAAGGCCGCCAGAUGACCCCAGUGAAAGGAGAGCCCCUGGGCGUCAUCUGUAACUGGCCACCUGCACUGGAAUCUGCCCUGCAGCGCUGGGGCUCUACCCAAGCCAAGUGCCCCUGCCUGACUGGGCUGGAUGUGACGGGGAAACCAGUCUACACUCUCACAUACGGAAAGUUGUGGAGCAGAAGUUUAAAGUUGGCUUACACACUGCUUAAUAAACUGGGAACAAAAAAUGAACCUGUGUUAAAACCUGGAGACAGGGUUGCCCUGGUUUACCCCAACAAUGACCCUGUCAUGUUUAUGGUGGCUUUUUAUGGAUGUCUCCUGGCAGAAGUGAUUCCAGUACCCAUAGAAGUACCCCUGACCAGAAAGGAUGCCGGAGGUCAGCAGAUUGGCUUCUUGCUAGGGAGCUGUGGGAUUGCCUUAGCUCUCACCAGUGAAAUUUGUCUGAAAGGCCUGCCAAAAACCCAGAAUGGAGAAAUUGUACAGUUUAAAGGUUGGCCUCGCCUCAAGUGGGUUGUGACAGAUUCUAAGUACCUCUCGAAGCCGCCCAAAGACUGGCAGCCACACAUAUCACCUGCGGGCACGGAACCGGCAUACAUUGAGUAUAAAACAAGCAAAGAAGGGAGUGUGAUGGGAGUCACGGUGUCGCGGCUCGCAAUGCUGUCUCAGUGCCAAGCUCUGUCACAGGCCUGCAAUUAUUCUGAAGGAGAAACUGUAGUAAAUGUUUUAGACUUUAAGAAGGACGCUGGGCUGUGGCAUGGCAUGUUUGCGAAUGUAAUGAAUAAGAUGCAUACAAUUAGUGUACCCUACUCUGUUAUGAAGACCUGUCCUCUCUCUUGGGUCCAGAGAGUCCAUGCUCACAAAGCCAAAGUAGCAUUAGUGAAGUGUCGAGACUUACACUGGGCCAUGAUGGCACAUCGGGACCAAAGGGACGUAAGCCUGAGCUCUCUGCGGAUGCUGAUUGUCACCGACGGCGCCAAUCCCUGGUCUGUGUCGUCCUGUGAUGCUUUCCUGAGUCUCUUCCAAAGCCACGGACUGAAACCUGAGGCCAUCUGUCCAUGUGCCACAUCUGCAGAGGCCAUGACUGUAGCCAUCCGAAGGCCUGGGGUUCCAGGGGCUCCUUUGCCAGGAAGAGCCAUUCUCUCAAUGAAUGGACUGAGCUAUGGGGUCAUACGGGUCAAUACUGAGGAUAAAAAUUCAGCACUGACAGUUCAGGAUGUGGGACAUGUGAUGCCUGGAGGCAUGAUGUGCAUUGUGAAACCAGACGGACUUCCUCAGCUCUGCAGGACAGAUGAGAUUGGAGAGAUCUGUGUCAGCUCCAGGACUGGAGGGAUGAUGUACUUUGGACUUGCUGGUGUGACCAAAAAUACAUUUGAGGUGAUUCCAGUGACUUCUUCAGGCUCUCCUGUAGGGGACGUACCCUUCAUCCGGUCAGGGCUGCUGGGAUUUGUAGGGCCUGGUAGCUUGGUGUUCGUGGUUGGAAAAAUGGAUGGAUUACUCAUGGUCAGCGGCCGAAGACAUAACGCCGAUGACAUUGUUGCUACUGGAUUGGCUGUGGAGUCCAUAAAGACCGUCUAUCGAGGAAGGCACACUGGCCUUCUCGCUGUUCCUCAAACCUGCCAAGCUCGUCCCUACCUCAGAACCUUCCCGCUUUCCGUUCCUUCUGUCCGGAAUCCUCUUCCUCCAGAUCUUCGCGUGGCUCGCGUCCUCACCUCCUUCAGAAUUGCUGUGUUUUCUGUGUCUGUGUUUUAUGACGAGCGCAUUGUGGUGGUGGCAGAACAAAGGCCCGAUGCGUCUGAGGAAGACAGUUUCCAGUGGAUGAGCCGGGUGCUGCAGGCAAUCGACAGCAUCCAUCAAGUCGGCGUGUACUGUCUUGCCCUGGUGCCAGCUAACACGUUACCAAAAACCCCACUAGGAGGAAUCCAUAUAUCCCAGACAAAACAGCUCUUUCUGGAGGGUUCUCUACACCCGUGUAAUAUCCUCAUGUGCCCACAUACGUGUGUGACGAACUUGCCAAAGCCCCGACAAAAGCAACCAGGUGUAGGCCCUGCUUCUGUGAUGGUUGGGAAUCUGGUUGCUGGUAAACGCAUAGCACAGGCUGCCGGAAGGGACCUGGGCCAAAUAGAAGAGAAUGACCUGGUGAGGAAGCACCAGUUCCUGGCAGAGAUUUUGCAGUGGCGAGCCCAGGCAACUCCUGACCAUGUCCUCUUCAUGCUGUUAAAUGCCAAGGGAACUACUGUGUGCACAGCCAGCUGCCUUCAGCUUCAUAAGCGAGCAGAGAGGAUCGCUUCAGUACUUGGUGACAAGGGACAUCUGAAUGCAGGGGACAAUGUAGUAUUGCUCUACCCGCCUGGCAUCGAGUUGAUUGCUGCAUUCUACGGCUGCCUGUAUGCAGGAUGUAUACCUGUGACCGUGCGGCCCCCUCAUGCGCAGAACCUCACUGCUACCUUGCCCACAGUACGCAUGGUCGUUGAUGUCAGCAAGGCAGCGUGUGUCCUUACCACUCAAACUCUGAUGAGGUUGCUCAAGUCUCGAGAGGCAGCGGCAGCUGUGGAUGUGAAAACCUGGCCAGCCAUCAUUGAUACAGAUGACUUACCCAGGAAACGGCUACCUCAGCUGUAUAAACCGCCCACUCCUGAGAUGUUGGCGUAUCUUGAUUUCAGCGUUUCCACAACUGGCAUGCUCACAGGGGUGAAGAUGUCCCACUCUGCAGUCAAUGCUCUCUGCAGAGCCAUCAAGCUGCAGUGCGAAUUGUACUCUUCCCGGCAGAUCGCCAUCUGCCUUGACCCUUACUGUGGACUUGGCUUUGCACUCUGGUGUCUCUGCAGUGUGUAUUCGGGUCACCAGUCCGUCUUGAUCCCUCCUAUGGAGCUGGAAAACAACCUUUUCCUCUGGCUCGCCACUGUCAACCAGUACAAGAUCAGGGACACCUUCUGCUCCUACUCAGUCAUGGAGCUGUGCACUAAAGGGCUGGGGAACCAGGUGGAGGUGCUGAAGACCAGAGGGAUCAAUCUUUCUUGCAUCCGGACCUGUGUGGUGGUGGCAGAGGAGCGGCCCCGUGUCAGCCUUCAGCAGUCCUUCUCCAAGCUCUUCAAAGACAUCGGUCUGUCCCCUCGAGCUGUCAGCACCACUUUUGGAUCCAGAGUCAAUGUAGCAAUAUGUUUACAGGGAACCUCAGGGCCGGAUCCAACAACUGUGUAUGUGGAUCUGAAGUCGCUGAGACAUGACAGGGUCCGUCUUGUGGAACGGGGUGCCCCCCAGAGCCUCCUGCUUUCUGAAUCUGGAAAGAUCUUACCUGGAGUAAAAGUAGUUAUUGUCAAUCCUGAGACCAAAGGACCUGUUGGAGACUCUCACCUGGGAGAGAUCUGGGUGAAUAGCCCCCAUACCGCCAGUGGCUACUAUACCAUCUACGACAGCGAGACUCUUCAAGCUGAUCAUUUCAAUACCCGUCUGAGCUUUGGAGAUGCUGCCCAGACACUCUGGGCCCGGACAGGAUACCUCGGGUUUGUCCGCAGGACUGAGCUCACUGCAGCCACUGGAGAACGCCAUGACGCCUUGUAUGUGGUGGGUGCGCUGGAUGAGACACUGGAGCUGAGGGGAUUGCGAUACCAUCCUAUCGAUAUAGAGACCUCCGUGUCCCGCGUCCACAGGAGCAUUGCUGAAUGUGCUGUGUUCACGUGGACCAACUUGCUGGUGGUCGUUGUGGAACUAUGCGGCUCUGAACAGGAAGCCCUGGACCUGGUUCCUCUCGUGACCAAUGUGGUCCUGGAAGAGCAUUACCUCAUCGUGGGUGUUGUGGUUGUUGUGGACCCGGGCGUUGUCCCCAUCAACUCCAGAGGAGAGAAGCAGAGGAUGCACCUCCGAGACAGCUUCCUCGCCGACCAGUUAGACCCUAUCUAUGUGGCUUACAACAUGUAGCCAGCACUGGAGGGACCGCAGGGAAGACCUGUGGCUAGGAGCAGGCUUUCAGCUGACAUGAAGAUGGCCCCCGCACAGCCUUCAUCUCAUCCUGUGGGACUCUGACGUCACAGAACACCCAGGAAAGGGGAUUUCUGUGGUAUCACCGAGAACAUGUUAGCAGUCUGUCAGACCUGAGCUCUGGCAUGUGCGACAGCACGUUACUAAAGCAGUUACAUGCAUGUUGCGCUACCCUCAUCUGGUAUAGAGACCUGCAUUUUUACCUAACCUUCUAGACUCCUGAAAGGGAGUUAAAUGAAUUCACAUGAAGGGGUCGCCUGAGUCCCGCAGUUCCCCGCUCUGUACUGUAUUUUGCCAUUUCCCGUAGUCAGGUGUUCUGCAGGGUCUCUUCACAUGAAGCUGCCAAGCGUGAGUCAGCCCAUAAGCAAAGUCAAAUAACCCACGUGAGGACUGCUUUGUGUGUCUAACUCUCAGUUAUAAGCAUUCUGACCAGUGUUUAAACGUGUAAAUAAGAACACACAUAGUUAACUAAAGAACCAGGCAGUCCCCUGCUUAACUGCAGCCUGGAUAGCUGAGCUGCUGCUGAGGGCACGCCGUGCGCGACGGCUGACCUGGCAGCGUAGAGUGGGAUGAUCUAAAACUAAAGCUGCCUGUGCUUGUUUGUAAAGCUUAUACUCCCAGAAUUAGCCUGAGCUGCUAAGAAUUCCUCAACCCAUUCCUCUAAGCUGAAAAGCACUCUUGUCAGAAUUUAGACCUAACUAAGAUUCAUCAGUUCCUAACCUACUCUGCAGAACUGCAACAGUUCGCUCAGGCCAGUGUUGAAACUUUCACACCCUGAGUGACUACGGGAGAACUGCCAGCUUCCGCUUCUCUGUGCUCUGUGUCUGCGGUUUACAUAUAGAUCGUCCCCCUGGAAACUGAGGCAUGAGCUCUUCCUCAGAAGUCUGUGAGGGUGAAUGCUAAAGGCUGGGAAGGGAGUGGGCUAGCCAGCUCAUGGAACGUAGGCCGCAUACGCACAUCUUACCAGUAACCAGUGUGGUUGCCAGAGUGGUCAGGCUGCUCUGAGACAGGGAAGUCUGAUCUCCGCAGGAAACUCUUGUGAAGUAACUGGUGCCUGAGGUGCACUCAAGUGUGGGACUGAGCUUGGCUUCUGGCUCAGUUUCCAUUUUUUGGUCUGAAACUUCAUGUAUUUGAAUAUAGUUAAAUUUUAUUAUUUUUUUCUUACAGAAAUAUUUUUAAAAAUUAAAGAAAAUCUCAAGUGAAAAAGAAUUAACCUGUUAAAUCAGAAUGGUUCUCUUUGACCCGUUCUGGUCUAUUGUGUAAAUAUUUAUUUAGACUAUUUUGAUAAUACAUAUUAUUUACCCCACUGUAACAUCCUGUAAACUAAAUGCGUUUUUAAGCAAUUUUUAAGACUUGUAAUUACCCUAAAAAUAAGGUUUAUUAAGCCAAGACCAGACUUUUGAGCAGGGCAGCACUGCCAGGCUGUCGUCAGUUUCACCAUGUGGCCUCUGUGCCCCUCCUCCGUAGUCCUCUCCCUCCGUACAUGCUCCACAGAAAGAAGACCUCUGCUGCCACCUCGGGCUGUGCACUUGGGAUACGGUUGGUUCUCACGCCAUGAGGGAGAUGUUGGGGUAUACAGGAAGGGCAGAGUGACAUCCCCUCUCAGGACUGAGUCCUUUACAAAGGAAAUGGCUUGUGUAUUUUGAAAGUCUUAAAACUAAUUGUUUUUCUUUUUUUUUUCUUUUCUUUCUUUCUUUUUUUUUUUUUUGAAACAGGGUCUUUUGAUAUAUUCUAAGCUAUCCUCCUUCCCCUCCUUGGUUACAGGUGUACUCUGCCAUGUGUAGCUCUUAAAACGGCCCAUGGUACCUACUAAGCAGAGCAAGGCCUGGGUAUCAAACAGUUCUGUGUUAACAGUUCCUAAAUUCUAAGGUCCUUGAAUUUGAAGGAAAGACCUUUAGGCCAACUCUGUCUUGGCUGAUAACUCUUACAAUGCACGUUACUAACUUGGUGUCGCUACCCAGGACACAUUGUCUACAGUAAAUGGAAUGUGAGCCACAUCUGUACUCUAAACUUUCCUAAUAACUGUGUUAAACAAGAACAACAAAAAAAGGUCUCAUUGUGUAGCCCUAGCUGCUUAUAACUCGCUCUGUAGACCUGGCUGGUGUCAAACUGGAGAUCCUCCUUCCUCUGCCUCGGGAGGGCUGGGGCUAAAGGCACACAGCACCAAACCCAGCUAAGUACAGCGUCUAAACAUUUCUUAAAGCAUAUGAUAUUGGUUUUAAUAUAUUUACCAAAAGUACUAUUGCUUGGAUAUAAAAUCACUGAGCUGUUUCCGGUUCUCUCUAAGUUUGGGAAUCCUAUGUGUAUUUAGUUCUGACUAGUCGUUUGAGGUCUCGGUGGCAGAGCCUGGCUAGUGACUACCAUGUUGGUCAGUGCAGCCUGCUAUCACUCCUUCAAGCACAGUUCUGAACCCAGUCCAUCCAUCCAGUGGGCCAGCUCCCAGACAGCCAUUCCCAGGUCAUCUUCUUUAAGACAGUGCUAGAGUAGAACACGGGGCCUGUGCAUAACAAACGCCCUACUUCUAAGCUCGUCCUUAGUAGCCCAGGCUGGUCUAGAACCUCUGGUCUUCCUUUCUCUGUCCCGAGUACUGAAAUUGCAGCAGACACCUUCAUGCCUUGCCCAGGCUUCUAGUCUUUUCCUCCUUCUGGUAAUGACUACUUCUUUUUUUUUUUUUAUUUUCUGUUGCUUUUCUUUGAGUCCAUCCCCCCAAAGUCAGCCUUUACUAGUAGAGGAACAAGACCUGAGCGCUGUCCCUGGGGAACCUCACUAGUCAUUCCUUUCCCUUGAUGGGGCUUGUGAUGGACCCAAGGUCUACCUCAGACUUGAGUCUGUUUCCCCUUGAUAGCAUCAUGGUUCUGGCCUUUUCCACAUUCAAUGGAAGCUUCAUGGUUGUUCUGACAGUGAAAGCAGUCCUGGAGAUCCCAUUAUUAAUAAAACAAAAAGGCCUGCAGAGAUUCCUGACCACUGAUCAUGCGGCCAGGAAGGGGGACCAAGAGUAAACCCCAUCUUAAUUACAAGAGAAAAUUUUUUUCUUUUUCUCGUGUGUGUGUGUGUGUGUGUGUGUGUGUGUGUGUGUGUGUGUGUGUGUGUGGAGGGGGAUGCACAUUUACUGUAUAGCCUUUUUGCUGGCUCUCAAACUUGAUGCUCUUGCCUCAGCCUUCCAGUGCUGAAAUUUCAGGCUGCUGCAAACAGCCAUACCUGGCAAGAGAAGUCUUCUAAUCUGGAAACCUGUGAAGCCUCAGCCCUUGAGAGGGCCCGAGAUGGAUCAGGGAGUUCUAGCUGCACACACCCCGAGCGCCUGAGCCCUCAGAAUGCCCACCAUGCACACAGAGACUCCAUUCUCCCCAGGACCAAGUCCUCUGCUGUUGGGGACCAUGGCCUGUCUCCUCACCUUAGUCCCUGGGCGUUUGCUUAUUGGUCUCCUGGAAUCUCAAAGGGCCUGAGGCCUUAGGCUCCUUUAAGGUCUCUGUCUCAGGCAUGGUGCUCAAUAUCUUGGCCAAAUAAGUUACUUCCCUUGAAUAUCCAGGAAUUUUAAACUAAAGCAAUGAGUUGUCUGUCACCUUGCCCUGGAACUCCAGCGUAACCUGCCUUAGUGUUCCUUGUGUUGUCUGCUUUGAUGUAAAACCACAGGUGUGUCGAGGCAGAGGCUGCAGUCCUCUGUGCGCACAGUAGGCCUUUGCUUUACCAUUCAACAGUUCUGACUUAGGCAUGUGUAGAUGGGUCCUUAGAUUCGUCCCGAGGAAGAGACUGCAAAGACACAUGAAGAUUUCUGAUCCUAAAAUGCUGUUUUGUUUACUUCCUGUCAAGAUAUCAACCCCUGUCCAAUUCAAACUAUAGUACUGUGUAAUUAUGUAUAAAGGUUUUUUUAUUUAUUUGAAAUUAGGUUAGAUAUACAUUUUUAAAUUUAACAUCUGGCUGGACAGUGUUCUAUUAACUCAUUGAAUGUGUUUCCUUUGUCUUGUGUUAAUAAAUAUUGAUGCUUGA
Mus musculus (house mouse) is the source of this 10476-nucleotide messenger RNA. RefSeq names its product disco interacting protein 2 homolog B (gene Dip2b). Gene Ontology annotation, cellular component: cytoplasm; nucleus; dendrite. The coding region runs from base 1573 to 6432 and encodes 1619 amino acids. The record is from RefSeq and is a predicted model, not a curated record. NCBI's taxonomy places the organism in Eukaryota, Metazoa, Chordata, Mammalia, Rodentia, Muridae. The transcript has 39 exons.